AUGAUCCGAAAACAAUUUAAGCUUUUAUUUGUUUUUGAUGCCACCACAACAAGCAAUCAGGAGCCGCCAACUUGUCUUCCAAAUGGUAGCAAAUCAAAUUGGCCAACAAAGAACGAGCCAGAAUGGGGCCAAUGCAAUGAGCAUACAUCAUGGACAACUGUUGCAUUUGGACACUGGGACACAACUGGGAGUACAAUUGAUGGAUCACCCAAAACCAUCUGA
This is a messenger RNA of Drosophila pseudoobscura, 222 nucleotides long. Its product is annotated as long non-coding RNA:CR44335. Lineage: Eukaryota; Metazoa; Arthropoda; Insecta; Diptera; Drosophilidae. The record is from RefSeq and is a predicted model, not a curated record.